UCCCAACCCCCAUUCCCAUUCCCUUUCCUGCCUCUCCCUUUUCCUGUCCCUAUAUCCGGAUGGGAGCAGAGAACAAUGGGUUGGGAAUGGGGGGGGGGGAGGGGCAGGAUGAGGCCCCAGUCCUGUACUGGGAACUGGGAUGGGACUGGGAACAGUUGGAUCCCAGUGAGCUCCGUGAUCCCGGAACACCAGGAUGCUGCCCUCAGAGCACAAGGACUCCAGUCCUCGCUUUGGGAAGCUUCACUUCCCAGUUGGGCUCUGGAUCAACUGGGCUCCCAAGAAGCGAACGGCCAAGAGGAACCGACGCUGGCCUAGUGUGGGCUCUGUGCGCUCCAUCUCCUCGGACACCCCCAGUCGCACCAGUGACCCUGACCCUCGUCCCAGUACCAAACCCAAAGCCUCUCGCCACAAGCGCCUGUCCCACCUCUUCCAUCGCUCCGGAAUCCGCUUCCCCCCCGACAAGAAGCCGGAUGAGGCUCCGGAUCCAUUGGGAUCAGCUCCGGAUCCAUUGGGAUCAGCUCCGGAUCCAUUGGGGUCACUGGACCCACUGGGAUCCCCCCCCCAGCUUCCCAGUAUCCUGAAGAUCUUUGCUGGGAGCCUUUGCCAUGGGGCCAACUACAAGAGCGUGUUGGCCACAGCCCAGUCCACAGCACAGGAGCUGGUGCGGGAGGCACUGGAGCGCUAUGGGAUCACUGAUACUGGUGUGCACCAGUACGUGCUGUGUGACGUGGUGGGCAGGACUGGUGGUACUGGGACGUGGUAUGUGGAGCACAUUCGGGCACUGGGAGAUGCUGAGCGGCCACUGGUGCUGCAGGACGUGUGGAAGCCCAAGAGUGGAUGCAUGAGGAGGUUCGAGAUCCACACCAGGGAGGAGGUGGAGAGGAUGGUGGAGGAUGGAGGGGGAGGAGGAGGUGAGGACAUCAUCACCCAUCGUGCCCCCCCCCACCUCCGCCGCCUGCAGCGCAGCCGCUGCCGCGCAGCCUCGGGGGGUCCCCCCCCCCCCCAGGACCCCCCCUCAUUGCGCCGCAGCAUCAGUGACAUGAACCUGAGCACCCGCAGGCGCCGGGACCGCAAAGCUGUGCUCAGUGUGGUGGGGGGGGCGGGGGGGGACCCCCCCUCUGAGCCCCCCCCCCCCCCGAGGACCCCCCCAAACACAGCCCCCGACGGGGGGGGGGGGGGAAGGCACAGCUUGGAACAGCUCUCGCAGGGACUCAUUCAGCCCCCCCAGCACCAGCCAUACUUCCUGGUGCUGCAGGGCUAUGGGAAGCAGGACUUCGUGCUCUACACCAUGACUGGUUCCCAGCACAUCUUCGGCCGUCGGGGGGGUCCCAUUGACCCCCCCCCUGCCCCCCAAGUACCCCCCACCCCCCCCCACUGCCCCCCCCCCACCCCCCAACCCCCUCCCCCCCCCAUCGACACCUUCCUGGACGCCCCCGAUAUCCUCCCUCGCCAUUGCCUCGUAUGGGCCCCCCCGGGUGCCCCCCCCUCCGUGCGCCCCUAUAGGGGAGCCCCCAUGACCCUCAAUGGGACCCCCUUGUUCCGCCGGGCCCCAUUGAUGCCUGGGGACCUAUUGGGGCUGGGGGAGCACUUCCUGCUGCUCUAUAAGGACCCCCGAUGUGGGGGGGGGGGUUUAGGGCAGCGCCCCCCCCCAUGGCUCCCUAUGGGGCGCUGCGAGGGCUGCAGUACCAUUGGCGGCCGCCGGGGGCAGCACCGAGCGCUGCUGCCCUAUAGGGCUAGGGACGAGGAGAGGCUGCUAAGGGAGAUCAUCCGGUACUCGAGGGAUGUGGGGCUGGCCCCACAGAAUCUGGGGGUCCUGGCACCCGCUUUCCUUAUGGGGCUGUGCAUGGAGCAUGCGUGGGGAGCGUUCCCCCCACAGCACCUGCCCCUGCUCAUGAGGAGGAUCGCGAUGGCUGUGAAGGAGGAGGUUUGGGAGAAGAUCAAGGAGAUUGGGGACAGGCAGCCGGAGAACGAUGGGGACCAGCUGCUGGUUCCAGACCUGCGUCCGCUCACUCUGUGGUUGGCGAAUGCAACAGAACUGCUGAACCUGAGCCAGGCUCGAGUGCAGGAGCUGGAGCAGGAGCUGGAGCUGGAGGGGCCCUGCCCGGAGCUCAGCAAGGACCUGGAGAUGUGUGAUGAGGCCCUUGGGGUCCUGGAUGAGGUCAUCAUGUCAACCUUCCAGCAGACAGUCUAUUACCUGACCAAGCGCCUCUACACGACCCUCCCGUCCCUGCUGGAGGCCAACCCGUUCGCGGCCCCUCCCUCCCCCCCGCCCUGCGCAUGCGCGGAGCCCGCGCGCGCCCCCGACGCCGUCGGCCCCACCCUGCGCGUGUUCGAGCACGCGCUGGAGCUGGGCCGGGGCUGCCGCGCGCAUGCGCAGCUGCUGUCCCAGACCUGCGGCUACCUCCUGUUCUUCUGCAAUGCAUCUCUAUUUAACACCCUUAUGGAGAGAGGGGGCACCCUGUUCCAGUGGGGCCGCGCCGUGCGGCUCCGCACCACUCUGGACCUGGUGCUGGACUCGUUGUCCUCUAUGGGGCUGGGGGAUGUGGCAGCUCAGUUCUUCCAGAAGCUGUCGGCAGCCUCCAACCUGCUCUGCACCCCCAGGGGCUGCCUGGCCAAGAUGUCCUGGUCCCGGCUCAGGGCUGAGUUCCCAGCUCUAAGCCCAGCUCAGCUCCAUCACAUCCUCAGCCACUAUCAGCUGGGGGGGGGUCAGGCCCCUCCCCCAGCCUGGAGCCCCCCCCCCGAGGAGCGCGACCAGGUCACGGCAGGUGACAUCUUCGAGAGCUUUUCCGACCACCCCCCCCUGCUGCUGCCCACACGUGGUUUCCUCCUGCGCCCGGGGGGGGGGGUCGCGGACCCCGAGAACAGCGGGGGGGGUGGGGGGGACCCCCAGGACAAGGGGGGGGUCCCCGAUGACGUCGAAGGGGAGGGGGCGGGGCUAAUGGAGGCCCUGAACCGCAUGCGCCGACUGCUCCGGGACCUGGAGAACGAGGAGCUCCCAGCCAAUCAGAGGGGGCUCCAUAGGGAGCCUAUAGAUCCAUAG
This is a messenger RNA of Melopsittacus undulatus (budgerigar), 3040 nucleotides long. It is a transcript of the gene RASIP1, whose product is annotated as Ras interacting protein 1. Gene Ontology annotation, biological process: regulation of GTPase activity; angiogenesis; signal transduction. Lineage: Eukaryota; Metazoa; Chordata; Aves; Psittaciformes; Psittaculidae. Gene Ontology annotation, molecular function: GTPase binding. Gene Ontology annotation, cellular component: cell-cell junction. The record is from RefSeq and is a predicted model, not a curated record.